AUGGAGGCUCUAGUUUGCAGAAAAUUGGAGGACCCAACAAUACCCAUUUCAGAAGGAGCAGAGAAAGCAAUAGAUAUAGAGAAGAGUUAUCUAAUGCGUGUAAAGAGAGGGAAUUAUGGAGGCCGAACGAGGUAUGAGGUUAUUGGUGUAGUGACAGAGGUAGGAAGCAAAGUAGAAAAAUUCAAAGUUGGAGACAAGGUAGGUGUUGGAUGCAUGGUGGGAUCUUGCCAAUCUUGUGAUAGUUGUGCCAAUAAUUUCGAGAAUUACUGCCCCGAACUGAUACUCACCUAUGGUGAAAAGUACCACGACGGAACCACAACAUAUGGAGGCUACUCCGACUUCAUGGUGGUCGAUGAGCACUUCAUAGUUCGUAUUCCGGACAACCUUCCCCUUGACGGUGCUGCUCCUCUCUUAUGUGCCGGGAUUACAACUUAUAGCCCCUUGAGAUAUUUUGAACUAGACAAACCCGGAAUGCAUGUGGGUGUGGUUGGCCUAGGUGGAGUAGGGCACUUGGCGGUGAAGUUUGCCAAGGCCAUGGGGGUGAAGGUUACAGUGAUCAGCACCUCCCCUAAUAAGGAGAAGGAAGCAAUUGAACAUCUUCAUGCCGAUUCGUUUAUAGUUAGCCAUGAUCAAGAUCAGAUGCAGGCUGCCAUGGGAACAAUGGAUGGUAUCAUUGACACGGUUUUUGCCGCCCAUCCUCUUUUGCCUUUAAUUGGUUUGUUAAAGUCCAAUGGAAAGCUUGUGAUGGUUACUGCACCAGAGAAAAAUAUUCAGAUUCCAGCUUUUUCUUUGCUCAUGGGCAGGAAGAUUGUAGCUGGGAGUCGGAUUGGAGGUAUGAAGGAAACACAAGAGAUGGUUGAUUUUGCAGUCAAGCACAACGUUACAGCUGACAUUGAGGUUAUCCCGGUUGAUUAUUUGAACGCUGCCAUGGAACGUCUUGCCAAAUCCGAUGUCAAAUAUCGAUUUGUAAUCGAUGUUGGAAACACACUAAAGUCAACAUUUUAA
Messenger RNA from Prunus armeniaca (apricot), 1005 nucleotides. The record is from the annotation of a GenBank genome assembly. Lineage: Eukaryota; Viridiplantae; Streptophyta; Magnoliopsida; Rosales; Rosaceae.